AUGGCUGGUUGCAGGAAAUCAGCAGUUUCUUCACACUCUCCUCACCGCAAUCCCUUAAUCGAGAACCGACAUCACCACCGCAGCUCCACCGCAGGCGUCGUCUCCCUCGGGACGCAGAUUAGGAGAAGUGUGGCUAUAAUCGGGGAUAACAAAGAGAAUUCCUCACCGAAUUGCGCGAAUCCUGAAGAAAAGCUCAAUCGGAGAGAAACCGCCGAUGAACACGCACCGAAUUCUAAACCGUUUUCGAAUGCGAAAGCUCAAUCGAAGAACGAACCUAUCAAAAAAUCGUCGCUCCAAUCGUGUAUGAAGAAACACGAACCUGAUUCGGAUCUAGGGUUGAAGAUUUGGGACGAACCGUACGAUUCGUCGGAGAAGUCCGGCCACUUAUGGGACCACCAUUCCGAUUCGGAAGCCGCUCCAGCUCCGCCGUGGUCCACGCUUCCAAAUCGAUCGUUGCUGUUUAGGCCUUUGCCAGUAGAUGUUGGGAGAUGCACUUGUAUCAUAGUGAAGGAAUCAUCCCCAAAUGGAUUCGAUGGAGGAACUUUGUACACACUUUACACCAAUGAGGGGAAGGGGAGGCGGAAUCGAAAGCUGGCGGUGGCGCGGCACCGGAGGCGGAAAGGGAGAUCGGAGUUCACGGUGGCGCAGAAUGUGAGAGGCAUAGUGACACCUUCAGAUGAGAGUUUGAUUGGGACAAUGAAUGCUAACAUUGUUGGUACUAAAUAUCAUAUUUGGGAUCAAGGCGAUUGUCGGAAUUCGCUGACCCGAAUCCACCCCAAAUUGUUGGCUUCUGUUAGCUUUGCGCCAACGGUGUCGACUUGGACCGGGAAUUACAGAAGCAUGAGAGCCUGGAUACCCAAGCAUCAAUCAAUGCAGCUCAAGAAUACAAACCAGGUACAGCAGCAGCAUAUGAAUGGAUUACCAAUGGAGUGGGAGAACAACAAGGACAGAGUUCAUCAGCUCUUCUCCAAGAUCCCUUCUUACAACAAGUAUUCGAAACAGUACGAGUUGGAUUACAGAGACAGAGGGAGGGGGGGUGGGGGUGGUGCAGGGUAUCAGAUUCUAAGCUCAAUGAAGAACUUCCAAUUAACUCUGGAGAGGAAUGGAAAGCAAACAAUCCUUCAGCUGGGAAGAGUUGGGAAGUCUCAAUACCUAAUGGACUACAGAUAUCCAAUGAGUGGUUACCAAGCAUUUUGUAUAUGUUUGGCAUCCAUUGAUUCAAAACUCUGCUGCUCAGUAUGAUGAGUAUGAAUAUGAGAGAGUGAGGGAAGUUGCAGCUGCUGGCUGGGCUGUCUUUGUCUUUGUGUGUUCA
Molecule: messenger RNA, 1312 nt
Organism: Andrographis paniculata
Lineage: Eukaryota; Viridiplantae; Streptophyta; Magnoliopsida; Lamiales; Acanthaceae
Product: tubby-like protein 8
Exons: 8
Coding region: 1-1242 (413 amino acids)
Source: RefSeq, a predicted model, not a curated record